Molecule: messenger RNA, 1071 nt
Organism: Heterobilharzia americana
Lineage: Eukaryota; Metazoa; Platyhelminthes; Trematoda; Strigeidida; Schistosomatidae
Source: the annotation of a GenBank genome assembly
CAAAAACGUAAAGCAUUGUGUAAUAUUAAGUAUUCUGGAUUAACAUGCUUACUGAAGAAUACAGUCAGCAUAUUGAUAUUUAUCAAUAUGGAAUCGCUACAGCAUUUAUCUGCGCUGGUUUAACAGGCUUUUGUCUUCACAUGAGGAAUAUCUCACGGUUAUCAAAGUUGAAAUCAACCUUAUCAAAUGAUGUGGUUAAAUUACAUUAUUGCUUAGCUAUGGCUUGCUUAGGGAGUAUUUCACUAUCUCCCUUUACUGCAUUUGGUGCCUAUUCAAAGAGAUGGCCCUUUGGUAACUUUAGUUGCCAUUUAUAUGCGUUUAGUGGAAUGUUCUUCGGAAUGAUGUCAAUUUAUCUCUCAUGUUUCAUUUGUUUCUUCACUGCAGUUGAGACAAUUAAUUUAGCCAACAUUAACAGUCUAGUAUCGAAACGAUAUAAUGUCAUUAUAUUUGGAAUUUGGUCGAUGAGUUUAUUGUGGGCCAGUUUACCGUUCUUUAAAUAUGGCAGAUAUAUAUUAGAACCUCAUAAAACAUCCUGUCUACUUGAUUGGAUCGAAAUGGAUGAGAAAAGUAAAGCAUAUCUCUAUGCGCUAUGUAUUUUGGGAUAUGCACUUCCAGUUGGUAUUGCUAUCUGGUCUCAAUACAAACUGAAGAAACAUCUAGCUGGUGGCAUAACGAAAAGUAGUAAGAAAAAUGAUGAACGAAUUGAAAUGUUGAUAAAGAUGAACAAUUCAAUUUUAUCAUUUACAAUAUUUGGUUGGUUACCAUAUGGUAUAUUGGCAAUGAAUGCCUUAUUCUCGAAUCAAAUAACAAUAAGUCCAUUUGUUUACUACCUACCGCAAUUGGUUGCAAAACUUGCUGAAGCUUUAAUCCCCACCUCAUAUAGUCAAACCAUGAAACUGCUGGAUACUGUGAAAAAAUCUGAAUGAUCAAUGCAAACAGAACAGCAGUUGGUGAAUAAACUAUUCAUCACUGAAUCUCUUCAAAGUUUUUUCGGUGUUUUAACCUAACAACUGUAAUAGUCACUUGUUCAUCGUUCAUGUUCUUGUUGAAUAAACUAAUUUUUGUCCAAAA